Molecule: messenger RNA, 2369 nt
Organism: Vanessa tameamea
Lineage: Eukaryota; Metazoa; Arthropoda; Insecta; Lepidoptera; Nymphalidae
Gene: Hydr1
Product: phospholipase ABHD3
Exons: 5
Coding region: 208-1401 (397 amino acids)
Biological process (GO): medium-chain fatty acid catabolic process; medium-chain fatty acid biosynthetic process
Molecular function (GO): monoacylglycerol lipase activity; acetylesterase activity
Source: RefSeq, a predicted model, not a curated record
GAAUUGAAUUUGAAGUUGAUUGUGAUUUGUGAAUUGUUAUGACCGAUUUUAAUUUUAGGUUUAGUUUUAACAUUUACCAUCAGUGCAGUGUUCACUGUUCAAGUUCAGUCCAUCGUCAAAUAUUAAUUACCUUCGAUAUGUUAAAUUGCUUUGGUUUCAAUAGUUGUUUAUGAUCUUCCUAAUUUUGUUUAAAAUAAAUAUUUCAACAUGUUAGGAGUAUUUUUGUAUAUUUUCGAAGUGAAAAAAGAAUUAUUAGUAUGUUUUUCGUUAUCAUUGUUGUACAUAACCUAUUAUCUCGUGGAAGUCGUCAAGAAGCCAACGUUGAUUUGUCGCAAAGGAGAGUUUCGACAAUUUUUGGAAGAAAAUGUUCCAAUAUUGAGUGAGCCCUACUGGCCGACACCUUGGUGUGUCGAGUCUAGAUUACAAACUGUUUUAGGCUCAGUUUUGCGAUCACAUUUGCUUUCACAUAUACACUAUCGGCGGGAAAUACUGCGAUUGUCUGACGGUGGGCAAGUAGCUCUCGACUGGGCGGAAAUCGAAGAGGAAACUGAAGAUGGCAGUCCCCGGCCGGUGAUGCUCGUGCUGCCCGGGCUCACGGGUGGCUCGCAGGCCGACUACGUGCGUUGUCUAGUGGCUGCAGCCCGCCAGCUCGGAGCGCACUGCGUCGUGUUCAACAACCGCGGCCUCGGUGGCCUGCCCCUCACGACACCACGGCUGUACUGCGCCGUGUCGCACGCCGACCUGGCAGAGGUGGUGGAGGCCGUGAGCGCGCGCGGGUCGCCGCUGCUGGCGGUGGGAGUGUCGCUGGGCGGACUCAUCCUCGGGCACUACCUCACCGAGCACGCGGAGCGCGCCGCCGUCGUUUUGCGCGCGGCUUUCGUCGUCUCCUCGCCGCUGGACGUCAUCAAAGGAGCGGAGUGCAUCGAGCGGCCGCCGCUAAACACGCUGCUGUCGUGGCACAUGGCACGCAACCUGCGCAACACGGUGCGCGCACACGCGCCCCUGCGCCGCGGCCCGUGGGACUGGGCCGCGGUCGAGCGCUGUCGCUCGGUUCGACAGUUCGACCAGGCCUUCACCACCAAGCACUUCGGCUUCCCGUCCGUGGACGACUACUACCGCGCCGCCACUCUGCGCGACAAGCUGUCGCGCGUGCGCGUGCCCCUGCUGUGCCUGUGCGCCGCCGACGACCCCUUCCAGCCGCUGGACGUGCUGCCGCUGGCGGAGGCGGAGCGCAGCGCCUGCGUGGCGCUGGCGGUGACGGCUCGCGGGGGCCACAUCGGGUUCCUGGAGGGCUGGUGGCCGGCGCCGCCCGCUCGCGCGCCGCACGCGCAGUACAUCGCGCGCAUGUGCCGGCAGUACUUCGCCGCCCUGCUGGCGCGGCCGGCGCCGGGGGAUCGUUAAUGAAGCGACGGCUCCACAGGUGUUGCUGUCUCUAGAUCAUUGUUAGGAAUUUCUUUGACUGAAGUUUACCUGAGUGAUAAGAUUCCUUCGACGGCAAUAUCGUUAACUGUUUCGCAGCAAUAGAUUCAUUACUUCUGUUAGAUUUAUACGACCAAGUUUCUGUCGACGACGAUACGCUGUAAAGCACGAGCACUGAACGGCAUUUAAAAUUAAGUAUUAUAUUGUUUUGUUGCACAGAGUUGUAUAAAGUAAAAUAUAUAAAUAAAUAUACAUAUUAUUAUACGGUGGCAACUGGCGCAGAGAGCCAGUCUGUUGUGAUAUUGUGAAUAAGUAACCAGUGAAAACCGCUGUAACAGCAAUUGUAGGCGUCAAGAAGCAGUAUGGUUAGGUUAAGACAAGACAUUAUUUUAUUUGAGAGUCCUAAGUGUAAAUGUAGGUUGAAAAAUUAUUUACAGCAAGAAAUUUAUUUACAGAGCUUCUCACCCGAGUGAAAGAUUAAAUAUAAGUGUUGUGUAAAUUGAGACUGAACGAUCUUUCACGCCUACUCCUGUAUGUGAUACUAAUAAAAUGGGACAGAAAUUAUCGAAAUGGCGUUGCAGGUUCCGAUAUUGUGAUUAUACAUUUGUACGAGUCAUUUUUACAUUUCGCUCUAUCGACAUUCCCAUUUUACGUGCAUCGAAUACUUUAAAUAAAACACGAGAGAGAGGGGAUGAAUGAAAAUAUCAAUAUUAUUUAUGGCAUGAAUAUUUAUUGUAUGUACAAUGUUUUCGUCCAAAGAGAUAAUAAUUAACAAAUCUGUGAUGUUAGAGCACAACGCACGGCCUGCGCUUAAUAUAGUCCGUCGGCGGAGCGCGUACUAGGAUAGGUGUUACCGUCGUUACAUUAAAUAUUUAUACGUCGUUAUCGCGCUCGACCGCACAUAUCUGAGUUUUUAUCGUUUAUAUUGAAUAAAUAUGCAUCGAACCGAA